UCGAUAUUUCGGCUCAAGUAACAAGCAUCGCACGGGCCUCGAAACCAUGGCAGAACGAUUGGAGUUGGAACACGACUUUCUCGACAAUGCGAAAAGUUUCAAUUGGGCAGCUGUCAAAGAACAACUCCAGGAGUGCCCCGACUUGAUCAACGUCCAGCCGUCCAUGCGUUGGACGGCCCUGCACCAGGCGGCCUUCAACGGCGAUGCCGAGGUGGCCGCCUUUCUGCUGGAGAAAGGUGCAGACCCGCAGGCCCAGACACGUUCCGGGCAAACGCCCGCAGAAGUGGCCAAGAACGAGGCAGUGAGAGCCGUCAUCCAAAAGGCAGCGCCAGCGGCUGAAGGGGCUGAAGGGGCUGAAGGGGCGCCUGAGGAGGUGGUCGCGCCGCCGAAAAAGAAGGCAAAGAAGAUGCCAACCUACAAGCUGAACAUCAACAACGCAGUGGACAAGGAAUAUGAAGGGAGCAGCCUCACUGACAUCGCUGCAGCUCCAACCUCUGCACUGCAAGGCGUCGCACAGAAGGGACGCGAUGUCCUGAAGAAGUUCAAGGUCCACACCAUCAGUGACUUGGGGAAGUGGAAGUUCUAUCGUAUCGCAAAGGCGAUGGUGGGCCUGGCCCAGUUGGAACAGGAAGGAAAACGUGAGGAGGGAGCGGCCCUGAACAUCAACAAGGCCAUGGAUAAGAAACACGAGUGCAAGUCCUUGAAGGAUAUGGUGGACCUGCCGCCCUCCGCCCUUCAAGGCCUAGCCGCUUGGGCUGACCCCGAACUGGCCAAGGUGGGAAUCACUACAAUUGCCAAGCUGGGUUCGGCCUUCAGAUUCAAAAGGUGAUUGGAAGUAUGCCAAAUGGGCUGAGUGGAUCACUGAGCUGUCGGACUUUGAAAAUAUCGAUUUCGCGAGUCUUUAGGCCAUCGAGGUGUAUGACAGAUGGUAUGCAGCUGACUGUCCAACUCGCCCGUGG
This is a messenger RNA of Cladocopium goreaui, 959 nucleotides long. Lineage: Eukaryota; Dinophyceae; Suessiales; Symbiodiniaceae. The record is from the annotation of a GenBank genome assembly.